Molecule: messenger RNA, 2379 nt
Organism: Populus trichocarpa (black cottonwood)
Lineage: Eukaryota; Viridiplantae; Streptophyta; Magnoliopsida; Malpighiales; Salicaceae
Product: putative pentatricopeptide repeat-containing protein At1g53330
Exons: 1
Coding region: 138-1523 (461 amino acids)
Molecular function (GO): protein binding
Source: RefSeq, a predicted model, not a curated record
AUCCACAUUUCAAGUGAUAAAACUACAUGUCGCCUAUCGAUCUUCUCCUCCCUCUCUGCCUCUUUUUGGCGGGAAUAUAGAAAUCAGGAGGUCAUCUAUCAAACAAAUACAUAAGACAGAGGAGAGCCCCAGCAAAUAUGAACCCAUCAAGACCCAUCACCCCUUUCAGGCUAGCCUCUCUUCUUCGUCUCCAAAAAGACCCUAAACUCGCUCUUCAACUCUUUAAAAAUCCAAACCCAAAAACCCCUUCGAAACCCUUUCGCUACUCUCUUCUCUCUUAUGACCUCAUCAUUACCAAGCUUGGCCGUGCUAAAAUGUUCAAUGAAAUGCAAGAAAUCCUUGCCCAACUCAAAGAAGAAACCCUUUUCACCCCUAAAGAGGCUCUCUUUUGCGACAUAAUCAAUUUCUAUGGCCGUGCUCGCCUCCCUGAAAAUGCACUCAAACUGCUCGUUGAAUUGCCUUCGUUUCGUGUCCAAAGGACGGUAAAAUCGUAUAAUUCCUUGCUAAGUGUAUUCUUGAUGUGCAAGGAUUUUGAUAAAAUGAGGGAACUUUUUGUGGGUAUCGAGAAAUUGGGGAAAGCAGAUGCCUGUACCUAUAAUUUAUUGAUUCGUGGGUUUUGUGCGAGUGGGAGAUUAGAUGAUGCGUCCAAGGUGUUUGAUGAAAUGACUAAUAGAGGUGUUAGUCCUAAUGUGAUUACAUUUGGUAAUUUGAUUUAUGGGUUUUGUUUGCAUUUGAGGUUGAAGGAGGCUUUUAAGCUGAAGACGGAUAUGGUUAAGGUCUAUAGGGUGUAUCCUAAUGCUUAUAUUUAUGCGUCAUUGAUUAAGGGGGUUUGUAAGAAUGGCGAGUUAAGUUUAGCUUUUAGGCUUAAGAAGGAGAUGAUUAGAAAUAAAAUUGAGUUGGAUCCAGCAAUUUAUUCUACUUUGAUUAGUGGGCUUUUUAAGGCUGGGAGAAAGGAAGAGGCUUUAGGUGUUUGGGAGGACAUGAAAGAACGUGGGUACAAACCCGAUACUGUAACUUACAAUGUGAUUAUUAAUUUGUUUUGUAAGGAUAAGGAUUUUGAAGCAGCUUAUAGAUUGUUGGAUGAGAUGGUGGAGAAAGGGUGUAAGCCUGAUGUUAUCAGCUACAAUGUGAUACUUCGAGAACUGUUUGAAGAAGGGAAAAGGGGUGAAGCAAAUGAUUUAUUUGAAGAUAUGCCAAGACGUGGCUGUGCUCCUGAUGUUGUUUCCUAUAGGAUUCUUUUUGACGGGUUUUGCAAUGGGAUGCAGUUCAAGGAAGCAGCAUUUAUUUUGGAUGAAAUGAUUUUCAAGGGUUUUGUUCCUUGUUCUGCCAGUAUAUGCAAGUUUGUUAAUAGGUUGUGUGAGGGAAAGAAUGAAGAUUUGUUAAGGUCAGCUUUUAAUACUCUGGAAAAGGGAAAACUUGUCAAUGUAGAUUUAUGGAGGAUGGCUGUUGCCAUGGUAUUCAAGGAUGAUAAACUCUCUAGUUCAUUUAACCUCGUUGAUAGUUUGAUAGAUGUUAUGAACUAACACCAGGACAAUAAUAUUCUAUUCAGUUAUUUUCUGAUGAGGCACGUAAUUGAUUUAAUUUCUUCUUAUGUGAGUGAACAGCAGUAUGAGAUUUAUCGCAUACAUGAUUGUGUGUUUUCCCGCUCCUUGCAUUCCUACAUGCUCGCAAACACUUAGGGUACAGACUGUGUACUUCUUUCUGGCUGCAAAGUUAUUUGUCGGACUGGUCCAUAAAUUAAAAAGUGACAUCAGGCUUUGCAAGAUUUUGACUCGCAGUGAAAGUUACUGAAUCUGGUUGAUAUGAAAAUAUGGAUGUUUCCUAUGAGAAUUGGGUUGUGCUAUUUGAUGAGUAUUUCAGUUCCCUUUCUGAUUCCAAGACAGUCUCCUUUUAAGAAGCCUUUGGAUCUUUAAGCUUUCAGAAUGUCAUUGGAAAUCUUUGUCCAGGUAUUGUCCAAAUCAUUGCUGCACAUAUAGAUUCUUUCUCUUUUGUGAAAGCUGCCUUUGAGUUAGAUCUUGGGAUUGCAUUUUCAGUUAAAUUCCUAUUAUGAACAAUUAUUAUAGUGAUCCUCUGAAAAUGUACCCAUUCAUUUUGAUUAAGAUUUGCCCUGGUCAUUUUUGCUCUCAGCAUCAUUUUUUCCUGGCUGUUGGGACGGGAGGUAACAUAGGCCAGGGUUCCUUGUCCUUGCUGUUAUUGGAAUCUUAUGUGGGAUGUAUCAAGGAACUUCAGUGACUAUCAGUGGACAAUUUUACAGUCUACAAUUGACUAAGUAUCUCUUCUUGGUUUAUCUGUUCUUCGUGCAAUCUAAGUUCUGUUUCCUGCAAACAUGAUGAGUUGUUGAAUGACCUUCAACUAUAUUAUUCACUCUCUUUCCUUUCA